Cheilinus undulatus (humphead wrasse) is the source of this 5361-nucleotide messenger RNA. RefSeq names its product ST6 (alpha-N-acetyl-neuraminyl-2,3-beta-galactosyl-1,3)-N-acetylgalactosaminide alpha-2,6-sialyltransferase 4 (gene st6galnac4). Gene Ontology annotation, molecular function: alpha-N-acetylgalactosaminide alpha-2,6-sialyltransferase activity. The transcript has 5 exons. The record is from RefSeq and is a predicted model, not a curated record. NCBI's taxonomy places the organism in Eukaryota, Metazoa, Chordata, Actinopteri, Labriformes, Labridae. Gene Ontology annotation, biological process: oligosaccharide metabolic process; ganglioside biosynthetic process. The coding region runs from base 339 to 1205 and encodes 288 amino acids.
UUGAAAUAAUAUUUAUUAGGUAGCUGCGUCAACAAAGCGGGUAAAGUAGUGGUAAUAACCCACAGAGAUAUCAUUUUAUUGCAGGGGAAUCGGACAUCCUUUUGUUGGAUUAGAUUUUUACGACAGCUGUCUAUCGGAGGAUGACAAAAACUUCUGCUGCAUGACAAAAGAGGACUCAUUUUGGGAACAGUUAUCUGAGUUGAGCGAGAGCAGCCAUUAAUACGAGUAUGAAUUCCUCUUGAUCGUGAUUCGUCCAUGGCUGACUUUUUGUCCCUCGCCACUCCUCCCUGGAGUUAAAACGGGCUGAGAAUGGGAGUCAUCCGGCUCUCCGGUUUGAUAUGACGCCUCUGAUGCGCCGCUGGCUCUGCCUGCUCUCCAUGAGCCUGCCUGUGUUGUACUGGUUCGGAUAUGUGCUCUCGAAGGACGAUGGGACCCCUGCUGAGAGGAAGAGCUUCGUGCUCAGGGGCUACAAGAGGGUCAGCCCCGGCAGGAUGGACCAGCUCCUGGACAUGCACUGCAGCGGCUGCGCCUUGGUCUCCAGCUCAGGUCACAUGCUCGGAGCCGGCGCUGGGGCAGAGAUAGACCAGACCGGAUGCGUGAUCCGGAUGAACACUGCGCCCACUCGGGGGUUUGAGAAAGACGUUGGGAGACGCACCAGCGUUCGAGUCGUGGCUCACAGCAGUGUUUUACAGCUGAUUAAAAAGGAAAAGCUCUUUUUCCAGGACCCGACGAAUACCACGUACAUCUUCUGGGGUCCUGAGAGGAACAUGAGGCAGGACGGCAAAGGCUGGAUUUUCAACGCUAUCCUGAAAAUGGCAAAGAAGUAUCCUAAUGUGACGAUGUAUGCUCUGACCAAAGAGAAGGUUCAGCGCUGUGAUGAUGUCUUUCAGAAUGAGACUGGGAAAAACAGAUUGAAGUCCGGGGCGUAUCUCAGCACCGGAUUCUUCACGAUGAUUCUGGCUAUGGAAAUGUGCGACAGCAUCUACGUUUAUGGGAUGGUCAAUGAUAAUUACUGCAGCCAAGCCAAUCAACGUUCUGUUCCUUACCACUACUAUGAGAAGAGCCGGAGCAAUGAGUGCAAGAUGUAUAAGUUCCACGAGCAUUUCCGGCACGGGGGUCAUCGAUUCAUCACAGAGAAGGCCAUCUAUGCCAGAUGGGCGACUCGGCACAAGAUUGAGUUUAAAUACCCGUCGUGGAGCCCCUGAAGAGAGAGAUAUUUAAACCCAGACUGUUUCCUUUUUAAACUCUUGUUUUUCUGGUUUUUAUUCCCCUCUUUAAAGGCUGUGGUUUUUGCCUUAACUCAAUACGUCUGCUAUGUGAAGCCAUAAAUCAGUGUCAGUGCUGAUAGAAAAUAUUAAGACACUUAAACCCGUUUAUACCAAAGCUUACAUGUUUUAAACCUGUGCCUUGAUUUUAUGUCUUAUGGUGCACAAUUUUAGGUUUUGUGCUGCAGCUGCAAACAGAACGUUGGUUUUAUGAGAUAGGAAGUGUUUGUGGAUGUUUCUAAGAUUAAUAGUGUUAACAGUGAAGCUGGCCUUUAAUUUUCUCGUGUUAUUUUCAGGGUAAAACACAGAGGUCCCAAACCGACAGUUAUUAGAAUUUAGAAUCAUGAACCAGCUGUUAAUGUUUGCAUUUUUAAUAACAUGGACUGUAAAUAUGUUACAUGAACUGUAUAAAGCAUGGACGUAGUGACAGUGUUGUCACCAUUUGGUUUUUAUAGUUACAUUUUGAAGCCCAACUAUUGCAGCCUCCAUUUGAGAAAUGCUAUCUUAACUGACUUUAAAUAGGCAAAGAGGUGGAUCUGAAACAAACCUAAACCUGUGAUAUCCACAUACUCUGUGUCCACAGUGUUUCUCAUGCACCAGUUUUGCUCUGUAUGACCUUGCUAACUGUUUCUAAAGUGCAGACUAGCAGAGCACUACCUUAACAGCGAGACACAAGAUUAGAUUAGAAGAUUUGCAGUUGAUUUCACUAUUAUUUGGUGCCUUUUUUGCUCCUACCAUGAGUGAGUAUAUUGGGGAUUCUCAUUUAUGGCAUUGCCUUACUUCUGUGACCCUCUGACUGACCAGUGGUCUGUGGCUUGUAUUGAUGCUGAGAUAGUGAUGAGCACAGUGGGGAUUCUGUGCUUUGUGUUGAAUUUGAAAUCAGUCUAAUACUUCUUGCAUUCUCAUUUCUGUUUUAGAUGUGUGCAUGCAUGCAGUAGGGAGCCAUAAUUGUUGCAAAACUGUUUGCAAAUGCAUGCAAAAAUCUGCAGCUGCGUUUACAGAUCUGCAAAUACGUGCACAGAUCUGCAGAUGUGUUUACAGAUCUGCAAAUACGUGCACAGAUCUGCAAAUGUGUGCAAAGAUUUGAACAUCUGUUAAAUGAUUUGCAAAUUUGUACUAAGAUCUAAAAAUGUGUGCACAGAUCUGUAUGUAUAGACCAAUUUUUACUUUUUAAUUGUGGGCUUGGUUUAUUUUUGUUCAGAAAACUCACUCUAUUUUGCUUUAAGUUGUCAAAAUACUCACAAAGUUUCAGUUACAACUGAAGUCUGCCUCUUAUUUGGCUGUCAUACACAGGUGAUUUUUGCAGCACCUCUGCCACGCAUGAUCUGCAAAUGUGUAGUCAGAUCUGUAAGUUUAAGCACUGAGUUUUGUUGCCUUCGUCGCAUUUGCAAAUUUAUCUACCCAUUUGCAAGUUUGUGUACAGAUCUUUGUGUGCAUUUGCAAACAGUUUUGCAGUAAUAAUAGCUCUAUAGUGAUCUGCUCUCUGUGAUCGACACAUUUUAGUGGCCUGGGCUCAAAUCAACUUAGAGUUUAUCUCCAUCGUGACGCGUGCUGUGGAAAUGCAAAGAUUGACUAGAAAAGAUCUGCAGUGCGUUCGGGAUGUUGUGCAGAUAGAGUAUGUGGAAUCUGAUGGUGAACCUCUGUCCAACCUCUCCUGGUUUUGCCUUAAUAUAAUCAAAGCAAACAAGCAAUAAAAAGUCCAUUCUUGAUAGUUUUAAUGAAGAAAAAAAAUGGUUUAGACCAGUUUUGUUUCCUUUUUGAAUAUGCAUGUAAACAUGUUCUUUAGCUGCUGUCCAUAUGAAUAUUUUAUGAUGAGGAAUGGUGGGGAUUCAUUGAUUUUUAGAGCUAACCCCAGGUGGAAACUUGAAACUGCUGUUUCUUGGGCUUUGCAUUGAUUUUCAGGUUUUCAGGUUGAAACUUGAUAGAGAACAGAAAUUGAUUGCCAAAAGAUAAAAGCUUAAUUUCCCUGAUGAUCUAAGAUUAGUUUCGUUGAGUGAUUUCAGCCACAGUCUUGUUUUGCCCAGUAAAAUUGUGCAGCAUCUUGCCUUAAGACAUGACAGUGAGCUGUUAAAGAAAUGUUGUCAUGUCUAGAGUGAGAAACACUUCGUUUAAAGCCCUUCUCUUUUUGUAGCCUCAUCUCCACAGUAUCAGCCUAUAGACUAAACCAAAAACAAGUGAAACACCGGCCAAGCAGCAGAUGACUUUUUAAAUAUUUUUUAUUUGUAUUUUUUGUAAAUUUGCUGUUGAAAUUUUGCUGUUGUCUUGCCUUGGCUAGAAAAAGCAAUGCUGUUUAAAUGCCAGACAUAACUGAAGUUAUCUUCUCAUUUAGCCCAGAUGUUCUCUUGUUGCACUUGUGCAAUCAUUUUUCAAAUGCAGGACUUAAUGUAUGAUUGAUAUAGCUCUGUAACAUGCAGCAUGUUUAUGCAAUGAUGUGUAUGCCAAACCUAAAGCUGAAGGUACAAAUUUGUAACUACAGAGAGGCCAUGUGUCCAACAGCAUUCCACUGAUAUUCAGUCCUAUAGGGUUGUCACAAUAACAGGGUUUUAAACCUUAAUAUGAUGCUGGUAAAAAUCAAACUAUACUGAUUCUUGCUUCAAUAUUAAGGCGUCAAAAAUAGAAGUCCUAGAUACCUAAUAUUAUCAUUUUAAAUGCUGACAAAUUCCUACACUCCCUCAGUUGCAGUAAAACUGGCAUUUUUGUGCAAAUUAGACAGAAUGAAGGAGCUUGUCUGCAAUUUUUUGUAGGAAUUCCUUUUCACCCUUCCUAUGAACUAUUGAAAAAAGUAUUUGACCACCUGACCAUUGCACCUACAGGGACUGUAAUAAUAUUGUAUUAGAAUAAAUGUAGUUUCAUAUGAAGCAUCCCCCUCUUUUGCAGCUAUAACAGCAUCUGCUCUUCUUGGAAUGCUUUCCACAAGACUUUUGAGUGUUUCUGUGGGAAUUUGCACCCAUUCAUUCUGUUGAGCAUUUGUGAGGUCAGGCACUGAUGUUGGACCAGAAGGCCUGGCUCACUAUCUCCGUUCCAGCUCAUCCAAAAGGUGCUCGAUGUUAAAGGUCAGGGUUCUUUCACACCAAACUCAUCAAACCAUGUCUUUAUAGUCCUUCUUUGUGCUCUGGGGCACAGUCAUGCUGGAAUAGGAAAGGGCCUUCCACAAACUGUUCCCUCAAAGUUGGAAGCAUAGCAUUGUCCAAAAUGUCUUGGUAUGCUGAAGCAUUAAGAUUGGCCUUCACUGGAUCACACCGUUGGACUUGGCAGUGGAUGCUCAGAACUCUUCAGCUAUAUAAUCAGAGCGCUGGCGACUCCUUAGCAGCCGUUGACCCCGCUCUGUUUUUACGUGGUCUUGUGCUUCGCGGCUGAGUCGCUGUUGUUCCUAAACUCUUCCACUUUCUAAUAAUAUCACUCACCGUUGACUGGAAUCUUCAGCAGCGAUAAAAUUUCACAAACUGUCUUAUUGCAUCACAGUACCACGUUUAAAGUUACUGAGCUCUUCAGAACGAACCAUUUAGGAUCACAGAUGUUUGAGAAUGGAGACUGCAUGGCUAGGUGAUGAUUUAAACACCUGUGACACAGGUCUGAUUGAAACACCUGAAUUCAGCAAUAAUAAAAGGUAUGGCCAAAUGCUUUUUUUGUCAUACAGUGUAGAUGUAAUUCUGUUUUCUGAAGUUUUCAGACUGUUGGUCAUUGACAUUUAUACAGUGACUGUGUUUGCCCGCUGGUGACAGAUCCGCUAUGUAAGCAAUGGAUGACCCAUUUAGUCAGUGCAUCGUCUAUGUUUGCUUUCGGCCAUUAAAAUAACAGAGAUUAUAUUGUUUACUCCUUUUUAUUUCUGUUUGCAUCUAGAAUAAUGAGCACAUGCCUUUUCAGUCUCGUGAUUCUUACUUUGUGACUGAGGCCAAAGUCUGCGAUUGUAUUUGCACUACUGAAUGAACUGCUUUGUCUUUUUUCAUACUUUGAAUAUUUGAAUUUAAAUGUUUUAUUACUGACUUUUUGGUAGCCAUAAUUCACCUGUUACUGGACUGAACUGUACAAAUAAAACACCUGAAUGUAAACUUAAAAAUGCUGAUUGGUUUGACCAAGAAUAAACCUGCUGUCUUAA